AUGUCGACAGCGCAAUGGGUCUGCCGUAGUUGCUUUAAGGCAUUGGCACAACCCAGGAGUCGACAGUUCCUGCGGUUAUCUAGCACAACCUCAAACGCCAUCCUACCGUCCUUUCUUCUAAAACGCGCAAAUGCUAUUGCUAGGGAACAUGCUAGACUUGCUACCGCACUCACCUAUGAAUUCGACCCCAAAGUUGCAAAAAAAGUUGGUGAACUAUCGCGUGUCGCCAAUGCUUUGAGAGACUGGAAUCUCGCCGAAUCAUCUAUAAUAGACCUUACAGCUCUUGUAUCGUCGCCAGAUCCCGAACUGAGUCAGCUAGCUAAAGAAGAGCUGGCGACUACACAUGCGAAAAUUGAAGGCCUAGCGACCGCCCUGAAAGUCUCCCUGACUCCGCGCGAUCCUUUUGCAGAUAUGCCCUGCCUGCUUGAAGUGCGGCCAGCACUUGGUGGGAUGGAAGGCCGAUAUUUUGCGGACGCCGUAUUCCGCAUGUACCGACUAUACUGCUCUCGCAAAGGUAUACGACACAACGUAUUGAAAUAUGAAACAGUUAUUGGAGGCGAUUCUAUGAUGGCCGGCCAGAGCGAGUCCCCUUUGAAUGAGGGUAUUCUCGAGAUCCCGGAUCCCGGUGCAUAUGAACAUUUCCGGAGCGAAGCGGGCAUGCACCGGGUGCAGCGUGUACCUAACACAGAAGCGAGCGGGCGCACCCACACGAGUGCUGCCGCUGUGUGGGUUCUGCCGUCGUUUCCCGAGACCAAGAGCGACACCCUGACUGAACAAAGCUACGACGACCCGAACAGCAUCUUCUACGUUAAUCCAAAAGAGGUUAGAGAAGAGAAGAUGCGCGCAGGAGGCGCAGGAGGCCAACACGUGAACAAGACGGAGAGUGCGAUUCGAUUGACGCACGAACCGACGGGUAUCACGGUAUCUAUGCAGGACUCACGAUCACAGCAUCGAAACCGAGCAUCCGCAUGGACGUUGUUGCGAUCGCGACUUGCGGCGCGCCGGAGGGAGGCGCGCGAGGAAAAGGCGAUGGCGCUGCGAAAUAGUGUAUUAAGCAACGACAUGAUCCAGCGCGGCAACAAGAUCCGGACUUACAAUUACAGUCAGAAUCGGUGUACAGAGCACCGUAGCGGCCUAGAUGUGCACAAUCUGCCAGACGUGCUGGUCGGCGGCGAGACCUUAGACAAAAUCAUAGAGAGCACUAGAGAUUGGCUAGUCAAGCGGGAUAUAGAGACUUUGAUGGCAGAAGAGGAGGCAGCUAAUGCACCCAACACACCUAGUACGAGUACGGGUAAAGGGAAGAAGAACAAAUAA
This is a messenger RNA of Hypoxylon fragiforme, 1314 nucleotides long. Its product is annotated as release factor. The record is from RefSeq and is a predicted model, not a curated record. NCBI's taxonomy places the organism in Eukaryota, Fungi, Ascomycota, Sordariomycetes, Xylariales, Hypoxylaceae. Gene Ontology annotation, biological process: translational termination. The transcript is spliced from 2 exons. Gene Ontology annotation, molecular function: translation release factor activity. The coding region runs from base 1 to 1314 and encodes 437 amino acids.